UAGAUGUAGUUAAUGCGCCAUCGCCAUUUUAAUUCCGUAUUUUUCGUUUACUCGUUGUGUAAUCCCUCUUGCAAUCGGGCGUGUCGACCGUAGGCCGGCCGUGUCCCAGUGUUCAGUUGUUCCAGUACUGGUGGUGUCCCGAGCCCGGGCCCUGACUGCGCGAUGUCGCGACGCACGGCGCUGAGCUCUCCCAUGGCUCUCCUGCUCCUAUUUUUAGCAGCCGUUGUUUCCACCCGGGCACAAACGGAGGCGGCGGCGGAGGGCGCGGCGGCGGCGGCGGCGGGGGGCGCGGGGGGCGAGGCCGAGCUGGUGCUGUACAACGUGGGCUACGGCAUCGAGCUCACCUGCGACCUGCCCAACCCCACCAAGCUCGACGUCGUGUGGAAGAAGAAUGACACGGCGGUGGAGGCGUGGUGGGACGUGCGCGGGCGCUACCGGCUCGAGGACGGCGGCGCGCGGCUCGUGCUGCCCCCCAAGACGCACGAGGACGACUUCGGCAACUACACGUGCUCCGUGGGCGGCGCGUCGCGGGCCUGGCGCGUGCAGGGCAACCCGCACUCCAAGCUGCCCGCCAACACCAACGUGGUGGAGGGGCAGAAGCUGAAGCUGCAGUGCCGCGUGGUGGGCAAGCCCUACCCCGCCGUCACCUGGCUCUACGAGAACAGCACCGGCGGCAACCUCACCGACGCGCUGGCGGCCUUCGCGCCGCGCGCAGAGCUCGCCACCAGCGACCAGGGCGUGGAGGGCGGCGCGCUGCUGGUGGCGGCGGCGGAGCGCACGGACGCGGGCCGGCUCGUGUGCCGCGUGAACCACAACGCCACGUUCAACGGCGCCACGGUGCUGCGCGUGAAGGACAUGUACGCGGCGCUGUGGCCCUUCCUCGGCAUCUGCGCGGAGGUGCUGGUUCUGUGCGCCGUCAUCCUCAUCUACGAGCGGCGCCGCGCCAAGCCCGAGCUCGACGACUCCGACACCGACCACCACGACGCGAAGAAGUCGUAAGCGGUGAGCGGAGAGCGGGGCGGCCGUCGACGGAACUUUACUGUUUCGUUUUCUAAUUUGAUAAAUUGUGAUUAUUAUUUUUAAAACCUGUUCAUAUUUUUAACAAAUUUAAUCUUUAUUGAGUUUUAGCGAAUUUAUUUAAUAGAAGAAUCAUGCGAGUGAGUGACGCAAGAUCGGCGGAGAUUACAAACUGAGAUAUGAACAUCUCGAGGUCGCCAUUUUAAGUUCGAAUUGAUUAUUUUUAUACAUUUUUUUUACAGAAUUAAUCCUCCUGUUCAGUAAUGUAAGCUUAAUCAAGUUGUCAUGUUAGAGUAGGUACUUAACUAUUAGUAACAUAGCUUCCCGCACCGGAGUGCUCACACUCAACUAGCAUAUUCAUUAAUAAUUACUUAUAAUACGUUAAUUAUGAUAGUCAUCUAUGAAAGUUGUUAAUGCGUGACCUUUUACCAAACUUUGCUUAUAAGAAUGGUUAUGUAAAUUGUAAAUUAAUAUUAAUGAAUUAUUAGUACCAAAUAAAUUUUGUUCCAAAA
Plutella xylostella (diamondback moth) is the source of this 1529-nucleotide messenger RNA. RefSeq names its product immunoglobulin domain-containing protein Bsg (gene Bsg). Lineage: Eukaryota; Metazoa; Arthropoda; Insecta; Lepidoptera; Plutellidae. The record is from RefSeq and is a predicted model, not a curated record. Gene Ontology annotation, cellular component: cell-cell junction; plasma membrane. Gene Ontology annotation, molecular function: cell adhesion molecule binding. Gene Ontology annotation, biological process: cell-cell adhesion.